Molecule: messenger RNA, 664 nt
Organism: Helianthus annuus (common sunflower)
Lineage: Eukaryota; Viridiplantae; Streptophyta; Magnoliopsida; Asterales; Asteraceae
Product: cytochrome b5
Exons: 3
Coding region: 122-538 (138 amino acids)
Cellular component (GO): membrane; intracellular membrane-bounded organelle
Molecular function (GO): heme binding
Source: RefSeq, a predicted model, not a curated record
UAACGUUUGGUUCGAUUUGCUUACGGUGUAUAGGUUUGUUUCACUGUUUUAAGACUACAUUACUUAAUGACUUGAAUUUUGGUGUCUGUUUGAGUGGCUCUUGAAGAUCAAGAGACAAGAAAUGACGUCAAACACCAAGAUUCUGUCUUUCGAGGAGGUUUCAAAGCAUAACCGGAAGACUGAUUGCUGGCUGAUUAUUUCUGGAAAGGUAUAUGAUGUAACCCCAUUUCUUGAUGAUCAUCCAGGGGGUGAUGAGGCCCUAUUAUUAGCAACCGAGAAAGAUGCAACAGAAGAUUUUGAAACAGUGGGCCACAGUCAAGAUGCAAAAGACCAAAUGAAAGAUUACUAUGUUGGUGAGCUCGAUAACAAUACUAUGCCUCAGGAAAACGGGUAUAACCCGCCUUCGACCACAGCUUCUGCGUCGAACCAAGCUCCCGGAAGUUCAUCUACCAACAUUUUAACAUUUGUUUUGCCCAUAUUGAUCUUGAUUUUAGCAUUUGCUCUCUAUUACUAUCCCAAGAUAGAAAUGGCAAUCUGAGUGCUUCCAGUUUAUGUUAUUUGCUUCUAAAUUUAUUAACAUGGAUGGAAAAAUAAAGUCUUUAUGUUCAUGUUGAUUGUUGAGUGUAAACUUGGUAUUAUUGAUCUAAAACCACCUUUUUGUUAA